Molecule: messenger RNA, 636 nt
Organism: Ostertagia ostertagi
Lineage: Eukaryota; Metazoa; Nematoda; Chromadorea; Rhabditida; Trichostrongylidae
Source: the annotation of a GenBank genome assembly
GGAGAGCGUGUAGCUUGGGGAGUGGAAACAGCGGCUGUAAAAGUGACGUCAUACUUGGACGACAAGGGAGAGAAGUAUCGAGCUGGCCUGGCUCCCACCGAGAGCCCUAUGACCAUUAACCCGGCUCUUAAAGGAAGUUUAGUUUACAUGCACAAAGGAUCAAAACUUGUGGCCAAAUGCACUCGAUAUUUGCUGGAUAAAAUAGGUGACGCUGGAAUAGCUAUUGGGCGAUCAUUAGCAUCUGGUGCAGAAAAGACGUUGGGUAAAGGCAGUGGUGGUGGACUCGUGACGGGCACAAUAUCUGUGAUAGGAGGCGGUAUUGUGGGUGUGAGCACUGUAUGGAUGGCACUUGAGGACAACAGUCGUACGCUUUGCCGGAAUAUUGCUGAUCAGACGGUUCGGAAUGUGAAGAUAAAGUACGGAGAUGAAGCAUCGGAAGCAGCUCAUCAUGCCCUGUUUGCUGCAGGCCACAGUUCGUUGGCAGCUGCUCAGCUUUGGGAUCUUGGACCUCGCAGUAUCGCUGGUCGAAUGGCAAAGCGUGCCGGAGUCCAGCUGGUGAAAGAUCUCCACGAGAAACGCGCUGGAGAACCGCUGCCAUUAAAGACAAGGCUGAAGGACCCAAAGCUGAAGGAAUGA